Paraglomus occultum is the source of this 609-nucleotide messenger RNA. Lineage: Eukaryota; Fungi; Glomeromycota; Glomeromycetes; Paraglomerales; Paraglomeraceae. The record is from the annotation of a GenBank genome assembly.
AUGGCUAAAGGGAAACGAAGAAAGAAGCCCCUCAGCAGCAUGACUAUGCUGAAAGAGGACCUUCGAGCGGAGGAGAAGAGCUCCCUUGAAGAUGGCACAGUGUUCUCAAAGUCCCUUGGGAAAGCUGAAAAGGUGAGCAAGCUAUGCGAAGCCCCUAACUGUGCCCAUGCCGCCAUCUGUUCUGUCUUUACAAGAAACGAAGAGGACUUCAUAGAUGGUGAUGAACCAGAAGAAGGCACUCCCUACCGUGCAUGUGCCCUCCACUCUGACAAACAAGUUAAGACCUUCCGAGGAAUGAAAAUCCUCAGUAAGGUUGAGGAAAUAGUAUCCGACGAAGAGGAAUCCUCUUCAGACAAGUCAGAGGAUAUAACUGAAACCCAGGAUAUUAGCUCACUCCCAGCAGUAGCUGUAAGAGUCUCUCCAGUAGGCUCACCAGAACUUCAGGCCUUGCUCAUGAAAAAAGGCCCCCAACCCUCUGUCAUCAAACCGCAAACACCAACAACCUCAUCCCUGUCCUCACCAGCCAACACAUGUGAAAUCCAAGGCUGCACCAACAUUGCCAACUAUGAAGCAAAGGUCGGUAAUCAACAAUACCAAGCCAUAGCUAGG